AUUUAUAGCAAUUUUACACUACACAUAAACAUAAAAUUCUUCAUACAUCUAAAUUAUGUUUGUUAUAUUUUUAAAUCUGGCUUGUAAUUCCAAAGGAAGAAGUUUCUCUUUUAUUAAUUUUCCACACAUUUUCUAAAUUGUUCAAAAUGUCUCAAGAGGUCAAUGUGCAAGUCAACAAUGAAGGGUCAAAAUUAGGCUUGUAUCACGUAAAAAACGUCAGUGAACCGAAUUACGUCAUGGGCAUCGGGGACCAUGCACAGCUGAUGGACAGGAAUACAGCAGAGCAUAUGUGGCAGCUACUGAGGAAUGCUAUUCAACAAAUACAGACAGAACGACUGCAAGAUCUGGACUUUGAACUACUAUACAGAUACGGCUACUACCUCGUCCUGAACAAAUAUGGAGGAAUGUUGUACAACGGGCUGCGUGAUGAAAUUUCUCAUCAUGUCACACAUAAAGUACGGUCAAGAGUUCUAACUAAUUUAAAUAACAAUUUCCUGCAAGUGAUGACCAGUUCUUGGGAUAUCCACCAGAUGUCUCUGUUGACAAUCCGAGACAUUCUCAUGUACCUUGACAGGGUUUAUGUGAAGAACCACGGCGUUGAUGAUAUCUACACUCUUGGACUCAAUCUCUUCAAAGACCAGGUUGUACAAUACAGUAGCAUCCAGACCUUCUUACAAUCUAAACUAUUGGAUCUGGUGAUGACAGAGAGGCAAGGAGAUGUAAUAGAUCGACCGAUAUUCAGAGAUACAACUCGCAUGCUCAUGGUACUUGGAAAUAAAACACCUGAGGUGUACCAAGUGAACUUUGAAACUCCGUUCCUCCAACAAUCCAUAGCCUUCUUCAAGAGCGAAAGCCAAAGGAUGAUAGUUCAAGGGAACACAGCUGAUUAUCUGAGGAAUGCUAUGCAAUAUAUUUGUAGAGAGAGUGAAAGGGCUGAUGGUUGUUUUGACGAGAUAACAAAACCGAAAAUUGUAAAAGUAGUAGAGGACGAACUUAUCUCCACAAAUCUGAAGCAAAUUGUUGAGAUGCCAGAAUCUGGUGUGGUCCACAUGAUGGGCAACCAGUUGACGGAAGACCUAAAGAUGAUGUACCAGCUUUUAUCCAGGGUGCCGGAAGGUUUGAGGGUUAUGUUCGAAAGUAUGAGUGGGUACCUGCGUCAGCAGGGAUGCGAAAUAAUGGUGAACCAAGAACCGAAGCCCGUAAACAUCAUAGAGAGGCUGUUAGAAAUUAAACAGUUCACUGAUUAUUUCUUAGCAAACUCAUUCUCUAAUGACAAAUUCUGCAAGCAAAUGAUUGCUUUGGACUUUGAAUAUGUCCUAAACAUAAACAGCAAGUCUCCAGAGUAUCUUUCACUCUUCAUUGAUGACAGGUUGAAGAAAUGUGCCAACGGGUUCAACUACGAAGACAAAGCUGUUCUUGAAAAUACUGUAGAACUUUUUCGAUUCCUGCGGGACAAAGACAUGUUUGAACAAUUUUAUAAACAACAUUUGGCAAAGAGACUGUUACUCAACAAGACUAUUAGUGAAGAGCAAGAGAUGGCAUUCAUAGGCAAACUAAGGACAGAGUGUGGUCUCCAGUAUACUCGCAAGAUGGAAGGAAUGUUUAGAGACAUUUUAAACUCCUCAGAAAUCACUGCAGAGUUCCAAAACCAUGUCACGGAUACUUGGGAUCCAAUCACUGGUGUUGAGCUAAGUGUGCGUCUUCUGACAGCAGGUUUCUGGCCAAUGAUUGAUAUUCUUCCACCAUGUCGUCUGCCUUCCCACACCCAGACUGCGUACGACUCGUUCAAGCAGUUCUACCUUUCCCGUCACUGCGGUCGUCAGUUGACUUUACUGCCUCAGCUGGGCUCUGCGGAGAUGAAGGCGUCAUUUCAAGGGAAAGAGUACACAUUGCCAGUAUCAACAUACCAGAUGUGCAUCUUGAUGCUGUUUAACAUCAAGUCCCACUGGACUCUUCAGGGAUUACAGGAAAAUACAAAGAUACCAAUGAAAGAUUUGCUGCGUUCUCUUCAGUCACUCUCUUCUGGUAAAAGCUUCCAGAAAAUACUGAACAGAUCAGCCAGUCCUUCACAGGGUCAUCUGGAUGAUGUAUUCUCUGUCAAUGAAACUUUAAGCUCAAAAGGUAGCAGGAUAAAGCUUCCACAAGUACAAAUAAAGUUUGAGGCCACAGGAGAUCCAGACAGGAUGACAAGAAUAAUUGAAGAACGAAAACAUGAAGUUGAAGCUGCUGUCAUGAGGAUUUUAAAAGCUCGUAAGACUGCCAAGCAUGAUAUGUUAACGAAUGAGGUGAUCAAAAUGUUAAGUCCCCGAUUUAUGGCCAGCAAAGAGUUUAUCAAGAUCAGAAUUGAAGACCUGAUAGAGAGGGGAUUCAUUGUCAGAAGUAAAAAAGACAGACGAGUCUACGAGUACGUGGCCUAAAGAUAAGAGACUGAAGGACGAUUCGAAACUGCACAGAAGACCUGAAGUAAUUUAUCCGAUCUAAAAAAAUUGUGUACAGUCCUUCAAACGUUUUAUCAAACUUACUUCCAAAUAAAAAUACAUUUAACACCCUUUUCA
Messenger RNA from Macrosteles quadrilineatus (aster leafhopper), 2555 nucleotides. RefSeq names its product cullin-3-B-like. Gene Ontology annotation, biological process: ubiquitin-dependent protein catabolic process; protein ubiquitination. Gene Ontology annotation, molecular function: ubiquitin protein ligase binding. Gene Ontology annotation, cellular component: Cul3-RING ubiquitin ligase complex. Lineage: Eukaryota; Metazoa; Arthropoda; Insecta; Hemiptera; Cicadellidae. The transcript is spliced from 16 exons. The coding region runs from base 147 to 2417 and encodes 756 amino acids. The record is from RefSeq and is a predicted model, not a curated record.